UCGGCUAGGCUGCGCCAUCAGGAAACGAGACUGUUACUGAUCCCAGGAAGGGUCUCCCCUUCCCGCCUGGAGACUCAGCGGCAGUCACCCAACACAGCGUCCAGCUUCCUGCCCUUCCACUUCCGUUGGCUUCGUUCAAACAGGCCGCUUUCGACCGCACCCAAUUAGAAUGCUCGAUCUUCGGCCGCCGCCCAAUGAGCGUGUGCAAUGGGGGGAAAAAGGACGUGAAGCCCAAUCGCAGCGCCAUCACAUUUGAGGGCAAAGAGGUUAGGAAGCCGGCAUGGCGCUCGGGUCAAUAAAAUCGAUAGCUGGAAGCUGCCUGUGUUUCAGGCAAAGGCGGUGCAGUAGCGGCGCCGCCAUUUUCCCCGAAGGCAUCUUCCGGUGCCUUUCACCCAAGUUGGGGCAGGAGUUUCCUGAAUAACAGCGAAAGGCUUCCGUUAGCCCCGCAGGCGGCUGAUUCUGGUUCCCUGCGGGCCUCCCCAGGCACGCUUCGCCUGGGUCCGGCGGGGGCUCCCAAAUCCCGGGGCCCGCCAGCACCCAGGGCUGAGACCGGGACUGGAAAGGCCGUGGCGCCGGCUUCUCGGGUCCAAUGGCGCCGCCUUCGGCUCUGCUCCCCGCGCGGGGACCAGGAGAGGCCGGACCUGGCCGGAGAAGGGGAAGGAGGCCGAGGGCGGUGAAGUUCGCGGACGUGGCCGUGUACUUCUCCCCGGAGGAGUGGGAAUGUCUACGGCCCGCGCAGAGGGCCCUGUACCGGGACGUGAUGCAGGAGACCUACGGCCACCUGGGCGCGCUCGGCUGUGCAGGUCCCAAACCAGCCCUCAUCUCCUGGUUGGAACGAAAUACCGAUGAUUGGGAACUGGCUGCCCUGGAUCCACAGGAGUGCCCAAGGCAGAUAACAGUCCAGAGAAAAACCAGAAGGAGAAAGAAGAAUGAAGAGAAGGAAGUAUUCCCACCUAAGGAGGCCCCGAGAAAGGGGAAGCGGGGGCGACGGCCCAGCAAACCCCGCCUGAUCCCCAGGCAGACAUCUGGAGGUCCAAUCUGCCCUGACUGUGGUUGCACUUUUCCCGAUCACCUGGCCCUGCAGAGCCACAAGUGUGCCCAGAAUCUGAAAAAGCCUUACCCUUGCCCAGACUGUGGGCGCCGCUUUUCCUACCCAUCCCUGCUGGUCAGUCACCGGCGGGCACACUCUGGUGAGUGUCCCUAUGUCUGUGACCAGUGUGGAAAACGAUUCUCCCAGCGCAAGAACCUCUCCCAGCACCAAGUUAUCCAUACAGGCGAGAAGCCCUACCAUUGUCCUGACUGUGGCCGCUGCUUCCGUAGGAGCCGGUCCUUGGCCAAUCACCGGACCACGCAUACAGGUGAAAAACCCCACGAGUGCCCUAGCUGCGGGCGUCGCUUUGCCUACCCCUCCCUGCUAGCCAUCCACCAGCGCACACACACCGGAGAGAAGCCGUACACCUGCCUGGAAUGCAACCGUCGCUUCCGCCAGCGCACCGCCCUCGUCAUCCACCAGCGCAUCCACACGGGUGAGAAGCCCUACCCGUGCCCAGACUGUGAGCGGCGGUUCUCCUCAUCCUCCCGGCUGGUCAGUCACCGGCGGGUACACUCAGGGGAGCGUCCCUACGCCUGUGAGCACUGUGAGGCCCGCUUCUCCCAGCGCAGUACCCUGCUCCAGCACCAGCUCUUGCACACGGGAGAGAAGCCCUACCCCUGCCCGGACUGUGGCCGUGCCUUCCGGCGGAGCGGCUCCCUCGCCAUCCACCGCAGCACGCACACCGAGGAGAAGCUGCACGCGUGCGAGGACUGCGGCCGCCGCUUUGCCUACCCCUCGCUCCUGGCCAGUCACCGGCGCGUUCACUCUGGCGAGCGGCCCUAUGCCUGCGACCUGUGCUCCAAGCGCUUCGCCCAGUGGAGCCACCUGGCUCAGCACCAGCUCCUACACACCGGGGAGAAGCCUUUCCCCUGCCUCGAGUGUGGCCGUUGCUUUCGCCAGAGGUGGUCUCUGGCUGUCCACAAGUGUAGCCCCAGGCUCCAAAACUGUAGCCUGAGAUCUGCUAUAGGGGGUCCUAGCCAGAGGGGCAGUAAUCCUCCUGUCUUGCCCUUGGGCUUUUACUCACCUCCAAGCCCCGGAUAUCCGGACCUGCCCGUAAGAGGACGGUUUCUCACGGCGCAGCGCCUGGUCCCUCUCUCACUGGCUGAUAUGCCCAGAGAGGCCGGGCCCAGGCGAACUAGGCAAAGCAGCCCAGGGGCCGUGAGGUUCGCGGGCGUGGGCAUGUACUUCUCCCUGCUGGACUCGGAGUAUCGGUGGCCGGCGCAAAGGGUCCCUUACCGGGACGUAAUGCGGGAGACCUGCGGCCUCCUGGGCGCGCUCGGUGUGUGCGUCUUUCUGAAGAGGCUGGGGGCCGGCUUCCGUAUCCUGCUGUCGGGUACACGGACCCGGGAGCCACAAAACGCUGAGGUCGUCGGUGGGUUCGGAGCCGGCCCAGGGAGCAUCCCCACCCGGCGCGGACGCUUUCCAAUGCCCCGCCAGCCCCGCCUCGCAGCGCAGGCCCUUCCUGCUGUGGCGGCCAGUGACCAGCCGCCCUACGCCGGUCCCUGCUACUUCGAUUCUCUGAGCUGCGCGUUCGGAAGCCAAGGCUGGGCGGGGCCCCGGGCUCGGGAGCCCUUCCUGUGGACGACGAAAGCUGAGGCCGGGGGCCGGGAGGCGGUGGCCCCGGGGACCAGGCGGCCGCUACUCGGGGCUGGGAGGCCCCAUGGCGCCGCCCCAGUCCCGCUCUUGGUGCUGAGACCAGGGGAGACCGGGCCUGGUUGCAAGAAACCCGCGGCCGUGAGGUUUGCGGACGUGGCCGUGUACUUCUCCCCGGAGGAGUGGGGGUGUCUGCGGCCCGCGCAGAGAGCCCUGUACCGGGACGUGAUGCGGGAGACCUACGGCCACCUGGGCGCGCUCGGAUUCCCAGGCCCCAAACCAGCCCUCAUCUCUUGGAUGGAACAGGAGAGUGAGGCUUGGAGCCCCGCCGCCCAGGAUCCUGAGGAGGGGGAAAGCCUGGGAGGAGCUCUGAGAGGAGAUGCCCCAAACAAAAAGGAGGAGGAACCUGAGGAAGGGCCAGGAGCCAAAGGACCUGGAAAGACUCCUAGGAAGGAGAGGCCUGAAGAGGUGGUUAAACACAACCCUGCCUCAACCAUCAGCAAGGCCUUGGCAAGAGCACAGCCACCCAGGAAAGCUGCCUGGGACCAGAAUGCAGGCGCGCAGCCUGCAGUCCCGGUGCCCAGCAUGGAUCCUCAGACCAGCCAGCGGCGCCACGUAUGUGCAGACUGCGGCCGGCGCUUCACCUACCCCUCGCUGCUGGUCAGCCACCGGCGCAUGCACUCGGGUGAGCGGCCCUUCCCCUGCCCUGAGUGUGGCAUGCGCUUCAAGAGGAAGUUUGCUGUGGAAGCUCACCAGUGGAUCCACCGCUCCUGCUCUGGGGGGCGGCGGGGCCGCAGGCCUGGGAUCCGGGCUGUGCCUCGGGCGCCGGUCCGAGGGGACCGAGACCCGCCGGUGCUGUUCCGGCACUACCCGGACAUCUUUGAGGAGUGUGGGUGAGCAGCUCCUGCUGGCUGGGCUCAAGCCUGAUCUCCGAGCUACGGACUGACUGGGUGGGCCCUGAGGAAGGUCACUGAGUCAGGGACUUGGGACCCAGAAUUCAUCCCUUUGAUUCCCUCAAGGAUCCCUCAAGUUUUCAAACUUGUAAAAAGAGAAGUGCCUGUAAAGAUUCAAAUAGAUUAAACUUAACAUCCCCUCUUCCCAGUCUUUUUAAAAAAAUGAAGAGAGUGAGAUGCUGGACUAAGUGUUAUCAGUAACAGGUGCAACCGAGAUCAUGUACAGUGUCUCCUAAAAAAAUCCCCUCACGGCUUAUCUACAGCAGAGGUAAAUGCUGAGGGGUCUAAGGCUGGGGAGGAGGCCUCAGAUGUAGGGCAUGGCCAAGCCCUGACUAAUUGACACCAACAGGAAACCCAGGCAGUGAAGUGGGUGGAAAGAGCACAGAAGCACCAGGUGCAGACCUAGUCUCUGCAACUCACCCCGGGCACAGCCGGUAAGUCACAUGCCCUCCCUGAGCCUCAGCCCCCUCAUCUGUAAAACGAGGAUCAAUAAUAUCUACCUCAAAGGGUUACUGUGAAGACUGAAAUCAGCAAGAUAAUAUGUAUGACAUAGUAAAUGUGCAAUAAACAUUUGUUGAAAGAGUGAA
Molecule: messenger RNA, 4226 nt
Organism: Camelus dromedarius (Arabian camel)
Lineage: Eukaryota; Metazoa; Chordata; Mammalia; Artiodactyla; Camelidae
Product: zinc finger protein 440
Exons: 9
Coding region: 590-3583 (997 amino acids)
Biological process (GO): regulation of DNA-templated transcription
Source: RefSeq, a predicted model, not a curated record